Messenger RNA from Ectocarpus siliculosus, 3996 nucleotides. NCBI's taxonomy places the organism in Eukaryota, Phaeophyceae, Ectocarpales, Ectocarpaceae. The record is from the annotation of a GenBank genome assembly.
AUGCCGGGCGUGGAGUUCGACGAUCCCAACCUGCGCAACCUGGUGGAAGAGGUUUCGUUGAAAGAGGUUCGCGUUUUUAACCCGGGGAUGGAGACUAACAUCAUCGCCUUCGACUGCGGCAUGAAGGCUAACAUCAUCCGAUACUUCGUUACGGAGCAGAAGGUGACGUUCACCGUGGUGCCCUUCGACUACGACCUCGAGGCUAACCCCAACAACGUCGAGUACCACGGGGUGUUCAUCAGCAACGGCCCCGGCGACCCCACGAUGUGCACUUCCACCAUCAAGUCCCUGAAGUGGCUCAUGAAGAAGGCGGCGGACGGGGAGAAGCCGGUGCCGAUCUUCGGCAUCUGCCUGGGUAACCAGCUGCUAGCCCUCGCCGCUGGGGCAAAGACUUUCAAGAUGAAGUUCGGAAACCGAGGGAUGAACCAGCCGUGCAUCGACAUGAGGACGGCGAAGUGCUACAUCACCCCUCAAAACCACGGGUUCGCCGUUGACCCGAGCACGCUCCCCGAUGGGUGGAAGACCCUGUUCAGCAACGCCAACGACAACACGAACGAGGGGGUGAUCCACCAGACCGAGCCGUGGUCGUCCGUGCAGUUUCACCCCGAGGCUGCCGGCGGGCCCAUGGACACCGCUUUCCUCUUCGAGGGCUUUAUCAACGCCGUGAAGGGAUACGCGCCCAAGCUGGCCCUUCUGGAGCCGCAUAUCUUCGAGAUGAGGAACAUCAAGAAGGUGCUCAUGCUGGGGUCGGGGGGGCUCAGCAUCGGUCAGGCGGGGGAGUUCGACUACAGCGGAUCUCAGGCGAUCAAGGCCUUGAAGGAGGAGGGCAUCGAGGUGGUGCUCGUCAACCCUAACAUCGCCACGGUGCAGACGUCCAAGAACCUGGGUGGGGCGUCUCCCGACAGGACCUACUUCCUGCCGGUCACCCCCGAGAUCGUGGAAAGCGUGAUCAUAAAGGAGAAGCCGGAUGGCGUGCUGGUAUCCAUGGGGGGACAGACGGCGCUUAACUGCGGUGUCGAGCUGCACAACGCCGGGAUUUUCGAGAAGCACAACGUCCGUGUGCUGGGGACCCAGAUCCCGGUGAUCAUGGCGACAGAGGACAGGGACGUGUUCGCUCAGAAGCUUCGGGAGAUCAACGAGAACCUCGCUCAGAGCAUCUGCGCCAGCACCAUGGAUGAGGCGCUCGCCGCCGCUGAGAAGAUUGGCUACCCCGUGCUCAUCCGAGCGGCGUACGCCCUGGGGGGACUGGGGUCGGGUUUCGCUGAGAACGAGGCGGAGUUCAGGCUGCAGGCCAGCAAAGGCUUCGCCUACUCGGACCAGCUCAUCGUCGACCAGGACCUUCGUGGGUGGAAGGAGGUGGAGUACGAGGUGGUCAGGGACAACAGGGACAACUGUAUCACCGUCUGUAACAUGGAGAAUUUCGACCCCCUAGGCGUGCACACCGGCGACUCUAUCGUCAUCGCUCCGAGCCAGACCCUCUCCAACAGGGAGUACUUUCAGCUCCGUCGGACUGCCUUGAAGGUGGUGCGGCACCUGGGCGUGGUGGGAGAGUGCAACAUCCAGUACGCCCUUAACCCAGACAGCGAGGAGUACUGCAUCAUCGAGGUGAACGCUCGACUGAGUCGAUCGUCGGCCCUCGCCUCUAAGGCCACCGGCUACCCCCUGGCCUACGUGGCCGCAAAGCUCGCUCUCGGGAUCGACCUCGUCUCCAUCCGGAACAGCGUCACCAAGUCCACGACAGCUUGCUUCGAGCCGUCCCUGGACUACUGCGUGGUGAAGAUGCCGCGGUGGGACCUGAAGAAGUUCGCCAAGGUGUCGACCAAUCUCGGCAGCGCCAUGACCAGCGUGGGAGAGGUGAUGUCUAUCGGCCGGACGUUCGAGGAGGCCAUCCAGAAGGCCGUCAGGAUGGUGAAUCCCGACCUGGAUGGGCUGGAGGGUAAGUGGGACAAGGACUCCACCGCCUCCGAGAACGACCAGCUCAAGAUCCCAACCGACUCCAGGCUGUACGCCGUCAUGGCGGCCCUGGAAGAGGGACGUACCGUGGACGAUGUGCACAAUCUCACCAGGAUCGACCGCUUCUUCCUCUCCAAGCUUAAGAACAUCGCAACGAUGAAGAAGGUGGCGAUGGCCACCGGCACGCUCGAGGGCUUCGGGCGACAGGGACUGCUGGCCCUCAAGACCUCCGGCUUCAGCGACCGCCAGAUCGCACGCUACACGAGCACUUCCGAGCACCAGGUUCGCCGCAAGAGGCAGGCAGCUGGAGUCCGUCCGUACGUGAAACAGGUGGACACCCUUGCGGCCGAGUUCCCCGCCAGCACCAACUACCUCUACAUGACCUACGGAGGCAACGAGCACGACAUCGAGAAGGAGGAGAUGGGCAUCAUGGUGCUCGGGUGCGGGGCCUACUGCAUCGGCUCCAGCGUAGAGUUCGACUGGUGCGCCGUCAGCUGCGUGAGGCAGAUGCGCUCCAUGGGAUACAAGGCCAUCGUCGUCAAUUACAACCCAGAAACGGUGAGCACCGACUACGACGAGUCUGACCGUCUAUACUUCGAGGAGCUGUCGUUCGAGAGGGUUCUGGACAUCUACGAGUGGGAGAUGGCGGAGGGAGUGGUGGUCAGCGUGGGAGGACAGAUCCCGAACAACCUCGCCAUGCCUUUGAGCCAGGCUGGCGUGAACAUCCUGGGCACGAGGCCCGAGGACAUCGACCGCGCAGAGGACCGCGACAAGUUCAGCGCCAUGCUGGACUCCAUCGGGGUGGACCAGCCGAAGUGGGCACUGCUGAGCACCCCCAAGGAAGCGCUGUCUUUCUCCGACCGUGUGGGUUUCCCAGUGUUGGUUCGACCUUCAUUCGUCCUCUCCGGUGCCGCCAUGGCCGUCGCGAGCAACCACACCGAGCUCGAGAAAUUCCUCUCGGCCGCAGGGGACGCGGCUCAGGACAAGCCGGUGGUGGUGAGCAAGUUCAUCUUGAACGCCAAGGAAAUCGAGUUCGACGGAGUCGCCCAAGACGGAAGAAUCCUCAACUACGCCAUCAGCGAGCACGUCGAGAACGCCGGCGUCCACUCGGGAGACGCCACCCUUCUCCUGCCCGCCCAGAAGCUUUGGGUCGAGACCAUCCGGAGGGUCAAGAGAGUGGCCUCAGCCAUCUGCAAGGCCCUCAACAUCUCCGGCCCUUUCAACAUCCAGCUCAUGGCAAAGGAGCAAGACAUCAAGGUGAUCGAGUGCAACCUCCGGGCCUCGCGAACGUUCCCGUUCAUCUCCAAGACCCUGGACUGCAACUUCAUCACCCUGGCCACCCGAGUCAUGCUCGGGGUGAAGGCUGUCCCGUACACUAUCAGCCUCUUGGACAUCGACUACGUCGCCGUUAAGGCACCGAUGUUCAGCUUCACGCGGCUUAGGGGUGCAGACCCUACCCUCGGCGUCGAGAUGUCCUCCACGGGGGAGGUGGCCGCGUUCGGUCGGGAUACGAACGACGCCUUCAUCCAGGCGUUGGUAGCCACCGGCUUCAAGCUGCCCAGCGUCAAGAACGAGAUCCUUGUGUCCUUCGCUGUGGACUCGAUGAGGGCGGAGUUCUUGCCGUGGGCCAAGGAGUUUGUGAGGAUGGGAUUCACGUUCGUGGGGACCCCGGGAACUGCAGACUACUUCUGCAACCACGGGGUGGACACGAAGACGCUGGCGAAACCGCCAAAGUGCAAGGGGGCGGGCGACGGCACCGCCACCGCUCUCGACGGCAGCUCGCUGCCCGAUGUGGUGGAGUACAUCAAGGAUGGCAAGGUUGACUUGGUGAUCAACAUCCCCGAGGGGACCAAGAAGACGGAGGAGAUCAGCGCCGGCUACCUCAUCCGGCGCUCCGCGGUGGACUUCGGGGUCUCCCUCAUUACCAACGUCAAGUGCGCCGCCCUGCUCGCCGACAGCCUCGUAAGACGCGCCGCGAAGGACAAGGGGCCGCUGGUCCCGGUGUGCAUCGAGGAGUACUACGGAGCGGGCAAGACGGCGUAA